This is a messenger RNA of Fusarium verticillioides 7600, 3708 nucleotides long. Its product is annotated as ornithine decarboxylase. Gene Ontology annotation, cellular component: cytoplasm. The record is from RefSeq and is a predicted model, not a curated record. The transcript is spliced from 2 exons. NCBI's taxonomy places the organism in Eukaryota, Fungi, Ascomycota, Sordariomycetes, Hypocreales, Nectriaceae. Gene Ontology annotation, molecular function: ornithine decarboxylase activity. Bases 829 to 2175 code for a protein of 448 amino acids.
CUCAUCAACGUCACAGUGGAGGGAGGGUAAAAAUUUCUCUCUCCAUUCUUUUCUUGGACCUGGACCUGGAUCUGGACCUGCAAAUGUAAUUCAAACCUGCAACAGAAACGCAAACACUCCACUAUUUUCUUCGAAUCAGCAGAGCCCAAACUAAACUCGUCGACCUCUUUUUUCUAUCUUGGGCCAAGACUAGAGCCGACCAGAUAAAAAGGCGGCCCCCCCAUCUUUCUCUCCUCUUCGACAACUUGUCACGUUUCAUCACGACAAUUUCUAUAUUCUUAAGCCUGCUCCAACGCCUCCCCGUUGACACGAACCCGUUACAACUUUGAGCACUUUACAACUGCUCAAACUCCUCACCAAACUCGACCCGCCUUUGGUCUCUUAAAGGCACCGCCUUCACCACGGCUCCUCCGGCCGUGAGCUUCGUCAGUGACAAAGAUUUCAGCCUCUGCAAGCCCUCUCACAUCAUCAACGCGAUCCCCCCUCCCGCUGCUAUUGCUGCUCGACGAUAAGCUCCUCGAUCUCUCCGUCUUGCACGACCCUCGAUCCGACUACACUCCCCCGUCGUUCUUCGACACCCGUCAGCUGCCGCAUAGGAGGUUUACAGAGGUUCUUCCUCUAGCCGAGGAAGAGUCGAGGAGGCCUCGCCAGUCCACUGAGGGAUCAGUCUGCUACCGCUCACGACCGCCCUAACACCAGCUGAACACCCCCGUACGUUCAAGCUUCACUCUACUAUAUAUACUUUUCAAUAAAGUAUCGUCUUUCUCUAGUCCACGGACUUAAAUCCCUCUCUCAACUUCCCAACGAACCCCCGCAACUGUUUGGGAUAUGGUUAUGGCAACGGCUGUCCUCGACACCUACAAUCAUAAUGUCAAUCACCCUCAUAUCGCAUUAAAGAAACCCCUGCUUCAGGAAUCUCUUGAGCAAUAUGGCGUGAUUACUCCAAAGCAACUCAUCGGCCAGGCACUCCACCAGCGCGUGGAGGCCAUUGACCAUGAGAUGUGUGAGCCUGGCGACGAAGAUACUUUCUUCGUUGCUGACCUCGGAGAGGUCUACCGCCAGCAUCUUCGCUGGAAGAAGAAUCUCCCUCGGGUCCGGCCCUUCUAUGCCGUCAAGUGCAACCCCGAUCCUCAGAUCAUCAAGCUUCUUUCUGAGCUCGGAACCGGCUUCGAUUGUGCCUCCAAGACCGAGAUUGAGCAGGUCCUGUCCGCAGGACUUAGCCCCGACCGCAUCAUCUACGCCCAACCCUGCAAGACUAACUCGUAUGUCCGAUACGUCAAGUCUGUGGGCGUCAAACAGAUGACCUUUGACAAUGCCGAUGAGCUCUACAAGAUCGCAAAGCUCUACCCAGGAGCUGAGCUCUUCCUCCGCAUCAUGACCGACGACAGCGAGUCUCUUUGCCGCUUCAGUAUGAAGUUUGGCGCCGCCAUGGACACCACUGAGGGACUUCUUGCCCUGGCUAAGGACCUUGGUCUCAACGUUGUUGGCGUCAGCUUCCACGUUGGAUCUGGUGCUUCCGAUCCCCUCGCCUUCUACAAGGCCGUUCGCGACGCCCAUACCGUCUUCCAGCUGGCCCACGAGUUCGGCUUCAACAUGCGCACCCUCGAUGUUGGUGGUGGCUUCAGCGGCGAUACCUUCGAGACAAUGGCUGCCGUCCUCGGUGGCGCCCUCGACGAGUUCUUCCCGCCUCACAGCAACAUCGAGAUCAUUGCUGAGCCUGGCCGAUACUACGUUGCCACCGCCUUCACCAUCGCCUGCAACAUUAUCGCUCGCCGAACUGUUGAGGACCCCACUCUCGAUGGCAAGGGCUACAUGCUCUACGUCAACGACGGUGUUUACGGCAACUUCUCAAACAUCAUGUUUGACCACCAGCAGCCGAUCGCCAAGGUUCUCCGUGCCUCCGGCAAGACUCUCUUCGAGACCACCGCUGCCCAUCCCACUCCCGAGGGCGAGGGCUUCGAGUACUCCGUCUGGGGUCCUACCUGCGAUGGCAUCGAUCGCAUCACUGAGAGCACUCGCUUCGACUCCAUUCUCGAUGUUGGUGACUGGCUGUACUUUGAGGACAUGGGUGCCUACACAAAGUGCUCUGCCACUCAGUUCAACGGCUUCUCCAACGCCCACGACGUUAUCUACGUCUGCAGCGAGCCUGGUGCCAAGGCCCUUCUUGGUCUGUGAUCUCGAUCACUUCAUGCAUCUCAAUGGCUAGCGAAACCAUUUCUUUCGUGUUCUCUUUGGAGAAUCCUUUUGUUCGUAUGUUUUGAAUCUCAUCAUGGGCCGAUGAAAAUAGCAACACAAAAGUUGACAGUCAAUAUUUGAAAACGAGAAAAGAGCUAGAUAGACGGAUAUUAGAUUUUAAUUAAUUCCUGAACUGUCAACCUCAGACACCUCUGCAGCCCUCUCCCGAGACAUGUCGUACGAUAGCACCCGCAUUUAAUAGAACCCAGGAUGAUAUAGAUCUUCUCAGGGGCUUUUAUUCUUUGGCCAAGUUUACACAUAUUUGAUCCCUGAGACUUAAAAAAAAAACCGCCCUUAAUAUCUUUAGGCGAAGCAUCGUUGCCAUUGCCAACUCCAAACUCCAUGUAUACUUCCUGCAUGCCUCAUGGCCAAUGCCAAAUACUGUACAUGAUCGUAUCCCCAUGUUUCGUGUUUGCAUGAAAAUAAUCAAGUUUUCGUCAGGUCUUUGCUCCUUGCUCUGUGCCGUUGUCCCGGUUCGUCUAUGUACCACGGAAGAGAAAUUGCAUGUCCUGGGGGGUGAGUGAUUCCAUAGCCUUGGUGUCGGAGUUGACAGUGGAGUGAAUCAUGUUAGUCUUCUUCUCCUGAAUCAACACCAUUCGACUUUCCACAGAAUCCUCGAUACACAACCGCGUGAUAGUGCAGGGCCGACUUUGGCCAAUGCGAUGGCACCGGUCAGCGGACUGCCACUCAGCGGCUGGGUUCCACCAUCUAUGCAAUUGUCAGCAGCUACUCAGAUGACAAUGUUCGUUUCAGACACUUACGGAUCAACAAUGAAUACUCGAGAGGCUUCGGUAAGGUUCAGUGCCACACCGCCAGCCUUGAGAGAAACCAGGAAGCAUUCAACGUCCACGUUGUUCAUGAAAUGUUCAAUCGAUGCCUGUCGUUGAGCAGGUGUCAUGCUACCAUCGAGCAUGACGGUAGUGAUACCAGCCCGGCGGAGACGCCACUCGAUGAGCUGCAGCAUGGUAGUAAACUGAGAGAAAAUGAUCGACUUGUGUGAGGCGUUGUCAGAGCGAAGUUUGUGUAGCUCAUGAACAAGAAGUUCAAUUUUGGAAGAAGAGGUCCAGUUCUCCAUCUUGAUUCGAUUGAUGAUGGAAUUUUUCUUGACGAGAUUCUCAUCUUGCUCCAUCUCUGGCUGUUCUAGGUCGAUCUGGAGGGGGAUGUGACAACGGGGGCAAUCAGGUACAUCGGUAGAGCGGACGUAGCUACCAACACAAGCUCUGCAAAAGUCAUGCUUGCACUGACUACGAAUUGCGUCUUCGGCAGGCUCAUCGCAGAUACAACAAACGAGCACGUUUUGUCCUCCUUCAGCGUUCUUCUUUGUGAUAAGAUCAGGGUGAUCAGCAACUUGUCUCAUCUGCAUAAUGAGGCCAAAAAUGUUGGCAUAAUUGUUCAAGAGAACACCUUGGGCGACAUACGUAUCGAACUUGCGCUGGCCGUUCGUCAUGAUACUGUUUGCGAAGUCGUUUUCCU